Messenger RNA from Orbilia oligospora ATCC 24927, 1020 nucleotides. RefSeq lists its product as uncharacterized. NCBI's taxonomy places the organism in Eukaryota, Fungi, Ascomycota, Orbiliomycetes, Orbiliales, Orbiliaceae. The transcript has a single exon. The record is from RefSeq and is a predicted model, not a curated record. Bases 1 to 1020 code for a protein of 339 amino acids.
AUGUCAGAGGCAGAGGCACCACCACCACCUAUAGUACUACCCCAAAUCACACACACGCCAUCAGAAAAACCACCGCCAUCCCCAACAUCUACUUCUUCUUCUUGCUCGUCCACCGCUACCGAAGACAUCUCCGACUCGGGAGAGGACUUGCCAGCCACAAUGGAGCCCUCUGAAUUCGAUUAUCUAACACACGGCGACCUCCGAUCCCCGGGCCGCGAGUUCGCUCGUGAACGUUCGCUUCGCAAGAAAGCCCCUCACCGACUUGCUUCCUCGAAUACCGUCCAAUCUCCCCCGGUUCAUCCCGGCGUUCAACCAACCUAUCCAUCAGAUGAUGACGAAGACAAGCGAAAAAUAUUGUCACCGGAAGAGCGAUCCAAAGCUCGCAAGAAAGCUAAAAAGGCUGCCAAGGCUGAAAAGAAGAAGGCUUUGAAAUCACAGGAGUCGGUAAAGAAUCCUCGGAAAAGAGAAGACAGGCGGCGGGAGGACGAUCUUGCAGAGGCUGAGAUCGCCGCGUUGAAGAUACAAGAACAACCUGAAGUAGAGCAGACCGAGGAGACAGGAGACACCACAAAUACUACAGAUAGACAGCGGCGGCGGAGUUCAAAUGCACUGGCGCGCCCAGCGAAGCCGCGAAAGACAUCGUCGUCUAACCAGGGCGGAAGCGGAGGAGGAGCUACUAUUAAAUCACCAAAGAUUGGCACCGAAGCCGAUGAAACACCUGGGGCGGGUCUAGGCAAGCGCGGCAACGCGAAACAUGUUGCAGCAUUUACACAGUAUCACGUCGAGGAAGGAAUGCACGUUCACGAAAGAUCAGGCGACAUUGACUUCCAGAUGGCUGCUUUGGCCAAGAUGGAACAGCUAAACGAGAGAUCUCGAGGGGGUAAGCUCGCUCGGGGGUUGGAGGAACUUGAGAAGCGGAAAAUGGAGAGGAAGCGAGAUGAGGCCCUAAAAGGGGUUGUCGACACCGCACAGGAGAGGUACGAGGACGAGAAGUUGGCCAGACUUUACGGCUUGAAGUGA